GCCGCGCUGCAGUAAACAACGCUCGAUAAUUCGCUCCCGAAAUUCCGCGCGUGUGCUCGAAAUAGUUUAAAUCGUGUGCGUGCGUGUGUGUGAAUAUAAUAAUAAUAAAAUAGGAAAAGCUAAUUUUCACAAGCAAUUUACAGUAAAGCUUCUAUAAAUAGCCAACGUACGAGGAACGCACGCAUUUUUCCGGUUAUCACAGGCCAAACGACGAUAAUGCCGGUAAAGGAGAUACUCCAGCGGUGCAGGCCGAUCCCCCUGUACACUGUGCUGGUGCUAUCGAUCUGCUACUUCGUGCUCCAGCUGAUCCUCAGCCACUUGACGCACGGACUCACUCUACUGAUGGCAUCCCAUCACAUGUUGUGCAACAUUUUUGCACUCGGCGGCUGCGUUAUCACGAUUAAGCAUAGUAAACAAAAACCGGAGUCUCAAAAUCCGCCUCUUAUUCAGACCAAGGUCAAUGGCAAUGGAGCGGGGGUGGUUGUCAACCUGGCCGAAACGGAUGCACAAAACCAGGCUAGACGGGAGCAGAAGCUACGAAAUACCUUCGGUUGGGCCAGGAUCGAUAUAUUGACCAUGCUGAUUGUGUUCAUUAUCCUGGCGUCGUUAUCCUUUUCGUUGGUUGUGGAGGCUCUGCAAACUCUAGUCCACAUUGACCACCAGGAUACGAUGCAUCUCCCGAUACCCGUGAUGAUGCUCGGUUUUGUGGGACUAAUCCUGAAUGGACUUACAUAUCUGCUGAUUGGAGGAUACACGUUGCAUCAGGGAAGCUUUCUGCACUUGACACCUGGAGGAAAUGUUGUACUUGACAGACCCAUGUCCAGCAAUUUGGAUCUAUCUCUCACCCCAAUGCAAAAGCAACUCAGUAAAUCCCGGAAUGAUCGUCAGUUACGCGAGGAAUUGGAGGCAGAGGUGGGUAGUGUUUACUUCGCCACCAAACGCCAGGGAGCCGUGGAAAUGCUGCGCGAUGUGUCGAGUACUAUCUUUGUGAUUGUUUGUGCCGCAAUCGUAUAUGUGGCCGAGGAUGAGCAGCACACAGCCAAGUUUAUUGAUCCCGUGCUCUCCAUUUUCUCCUGUGUACUUCUGGUGACGCUCAGUUACCCUUACAUGAAAGAAUCCUGCCUGAUCCUACUUCAAACCAUUCCGGGUUCCAUCGAUCUGGAGAUCUUUGAGAGAACACUGGUCACUAAAUUUCCGGAGAUUAUCAGUUACCAUGAUCUGCACAUAUGGCAGUUGUCCGCCCAUCGAUACGUGGCCACAAUACACAUCCAGUUCCAGAAUCCCAAACUCUACCUCAAGAUCAUCGAACAGGUGCGGGCAUAUUUCCACGAUCAAGGAAUCGGAGCGGUCACAAUUCAACCGGAGUUUUAUCCGUCCACCAACAAAAACGCCUCUGCCUCUCUGGAAUGCCUGAUGCAAUGUCAAGCGGCGGAAUGCAUCGAAAAAGUUUGUUGCCGGGAUUCCCGUUCCGAUCUCCGUGAGGUUUGUGAUACUCCCGGAGGCAGAAAGUCAUCUUCUUCAGACAAAUGUCAAGACCACGAUCAUGGCAGGGUUAAAUCGAAAUCCUGCGCCGAACUGAGUGUAGUGGUUGUUGAGAAACCCAAGGAACUGAAUGCAGCACAGCUGUUAAAGGGUCAAGAUCAGGAGGUGGCAAAAUCUAUGCCUAAACUGCAACAUACGCCAUCGGAUACGGAAGCGACCUGUUUGGGUACAUCUUCAUCGAAGGAAGAUACAUUCGAAUCAAAUGACAGUCCACCUCCUCUAACGACUAGCGAUUGAUUCACCUUAAAUAACUAUAGUAUUGAAUCAAGGCUUAACGAUUUUAGCUAGCUCUUAAGUAAGUUUACGAAUUUGCCAUAUAUCUGUUGGAGCUCCUUUUUUAAACGAGACGCUUUAUAGCACUGGUAGGCUAACUUGAUCACAACAGCUGAGAAUUCAGUAUAGACAUAUAUAUCUGAACCAUUGGACCAUUUUCCAUAUUGUUUUAACUUUAAGAUUUUCUUUGUGAACAUUUUAUGGCACAUUUUUCAUUCUCAACUACGUUUUAUAUUCUAGAAACAAAGCUAAUUGCAUUGAACUAAAAUCUCAGGAUACAAUGAUAACUUUUCGAAGGACAGUUUAUAACCAGGUGCUGUUUCCUCCGCUCUUUUGUGACAAGAAACGAACUAAAUUUUGCCCACCAGUGCAGUUAGUUUACUAAAAAUUUGUUUUAAGUUACAUUUACUAUGUAUAUGUUGUACUAUAUAAGUCUUAAAUAUUGACAACCGAAAGAUUACAAAAAAUAUAUCAAUUUGACGUGUCAUUA
Messenger RNA from Drosophila rhopaloa, 2305 nucleotides. RefSeq names its product zinc transporter 1 (gene ZnT77C). Gene Ontology annotation, cellular component: membrane. Gene Ontology annotation, molecular function: zinc ion transmembrane transporter activity. Lineage: Eukaryota; Metazoa; Arthropoda; Insecta; Diptera; Drosophilidae. Gene Ontology annotation, biological process: zinc ion transmembrane transport; intracellular zinc ion homeostasis; detoxification of zinc ion. The record is from RefSeq and is a predicted model, not a curated record. The coding region runs from base 217 to 1779 and encodes 520 amino acids. The transcript has 4 exons.